Opisthocomus hoazin is the source of this 1318-nucleotide messenger RNA. Lineage: Eukaryota; Metazoa; Chordata; Aves; Opisthocomiformes; Opisthocomidae. The record is from RefSeq and is a predicted model, not a curated record.
AUGGGAGUCCGUGAGAACGUGAAGAAGGUAAGGAAGGGUUCGGCUGAGACACGAGGGUGGGAAGUCAGGCAAUAUGAAAAAUUUAAAUCAAACACCCCAUCCCCCGCCAAAGAAACAACCCCUAGCCAGAAGAAGUACCGCGAGCGAGAGGAGCAAGGCAGGCGAGACAGCACGGGUGGGAGUACUUCUUGUCCGCUGUUAGCGGGCAGCAGGUCUGUACAGACCGAGCUCCUCGUCUUGCUGAGGGAGAGCGGACGCCGCAGACUGGAAUGCUUUGGGUCGUCAGCUGGCGUGAGGGUACCUGAGUCCCACAGGUUGAAAGAUGCCCAACAACUUGCAAAUGGAGAUAGAGGGUUUGAGAAUGUGGAGUUGGGUGUCAUAGGGAAGAAGAAGAAAAUUCCAAGGAGGGUUAUCCAUUUUGCAAGUGGAGAAACAAUGGAAGAAUAUAGCACAGAUGAAGAGGAAGAUGAACAAGAGAAAAAAGACCUGUUGCCACCUGUAGAUCCUACAACGCUCACGUGGGGGCCCUACUUGUGGUUUCACAUGCUGCGAGUUGCCACAUCAACCUUAUCAGUGUGUGAUUUUCUUGGGGAAAAGAUUGCAUCAGUUCUGGGGAUAAGCACACCAAAAUACCAGUAUGCCAUCGAUGAGUAUUACAGAAUGAAGAGAGAGGAGGAAGAGGAGGAACAGGAAAACAAGAUGUCAGAAGCAGCAGAAAGACAGCAUCAGGAACAGCAGAACAAGCCCCAGGCUGAAGCUCCUGUCCAGACAGACCAGCCUGAAGCCACAGCAUGCACGUCAUUCAUGAAUGUAAACUUUGAAAAUGAGGGAGAUUGCCAGUCCGCUGGGGAAAAUAAACAAGAUGUAGUUCCUGUCCCUCCUUAAGUGUAAAGUUCUGUGUGCUGUAGGAAAUAGGAAGUGUCAGGUGUCACAAUCUGGCUGUAAGAAGCAAGAAAAAUAGGAUUAUACUUGUUCAGUGAAACACAACUUCUAGCAUUCUUAUUGAUCAGGAGAGAGCUAGGCGAUGUCUGUUCAUGUGUCUGUCUGCCUGAUAAAGGCUCAGGCGCUCUGCCAAAGUGACACUUCAGUUGAGAUGAAAAUUGCACUACAAACAUUUGGUCUGAAAUUGAACGUGUGAGCUAAUUUCUGUGUAAAGCAAGUAAAAAUGUCUUCUCUUUGGAUUGCUGUGUCUCCCAACACCUGCAGGUUACAGAUGCAGUGCUGUUUCCUACUUCUGAACACCUACUUCUGAUUUGCACAUUGUUUGCAACUCAGCUCUCUAUGAAUAGAUUAAUAGGAAUCAGUAUCUUGUAACUCA